UUUAUUUUACUUCUUAUACAUUUAAUUUAAAGGACCAUAUCGUUAAAUCAUGACUACUCAAAUCAGUGCACUCACUAACUAAAGAAAACCCAGAAGAAGCUGAUGCAAAAACGGAUCUCCCCCUUCUUAGCAAAGUGGUUUCUCCCACUUGCUUCAAUGGUGGACGUUCCAUGCUUUCUGUUUACAUCAAUGCUUCGUAGUUGUACAGUGUUCCAGUUAGAGGCAGCAGGCAUCCAAGGUAUCAUGACUUGAAAUCAAAGCAGCUAAAUAAGUGGUGACCACAAAGCUGUACCAAUAAGGCCUGAUUAAAGGGAUACAUACACCCAGGCCAUUACAGAGAGAGAGCUGUAAUGGCUUACUCGCAGAUCCGACUGAAAAUUCUCCCCAGCGUUCGAUGUCUCUUUGAUAAACUGGUGCAGGUACGAGUAGAGGGACUCACUCCUCACAAACAAGUCCAACUGAGGUCCAGACUAGUUGAUGACAGAGGGCGGGUUUUCAAGGCUUCUGCCCUGUACAAAGCAAAUGAAACAGGCCAGGUGGAUGUCUGCCGUGCACCCUCUCUGGGAGGCAGUUACACCGGAGUGGAGCCCAUGGGCUUGUUUUGGGCCAUGGCACCGGAGAUUCCACACAGUAAACUCCUGAAGAAGAAUGUGCUCAGCCCAACACUUGUGGAGAUCGAGGCGAUGAGUGCAGAGACUGGUGAGCUGUUAGCCUCUGAAACCAACGAGAGAGGAUACAUGACAGAGGGGAUGAAGAGAAUACCUGUGCAAGAGGGAAGGAUACGAGGAGUCCUCUUCAUACCACCAGGUGAGGGUCCAUUCCCAGGAAUAGUGGAUUUGUACAUAUUUGGUGGACGUCUCACAGAGCCCAGAGCCAGCCUGUUGGCAAAUAAAGGGUUUGUUGUUCUUGCGCUGGCCUAUAUGGGCUAUGAGGAUUUACCAAAAAACCCUAAAAAGUUGGAUUUGGAGUACUUUGACGAGGCUGUGACAUAUCUGAGGAGACAGCCAGAGGUUAAAGGUCCGGGGAUCGGCAUCAUAUCGAUCUCUCACAGUGGCGGUUUGGCUCUGUCCAUGUCCUCUUUCCUCUCUGGGAUCUCAGCCACCGUCUGCAUUAAUGGCUGCAACGCAAAUACUGCGAUUCCUUUACACUACAAAGACCUCAUUAUACCACCACUUACCCCUGUCCUGAAGAAUAUUACAUUCACAGACUCUGGGCUUUUAUAUGUACGUAAUGGCUUACCUGACCCUUCUUUGGAAAAGAACAGGGCGUCACAGUUUCCAAUUGAACGUGCCAGCUGCCACUUCCUGUUUGCUGUUUCUGAAGACGACCACAACUGGAACAGUGUUUUAUUUGCCAACCAGGCUGCUGCUACGCUAAGAAGUCAUGGCAAAGAGUCUUUUCAGGUUGUUACAUACCCUAAAGCUGGACACUUUUUGGAAGUCCCUUACAUGCCUCAUUGACCCUCUGGGUUUCAUGCAGCCGUAGGGAGCGAGGUGGCGUUUGGUGGGGAGCCAAAAGCCCACUCAGAGGCUCAGCUCGAUCUGUGGGAACGAGUCCAGCAGUUCUUCAAGAGCCACUUGGACAACAAGAGUAGGCCUACUUGCUAGCUAGCAAUGCUGAAUCAAGUGUAUCAAGCAUGCCAGAAGGGCUGUCGUUAGUAACACUUAACACUGCCUUCUGUUUCUAAUGAAUGACAUUUUCAAAGGUGUACUUAAUGAUACUUAACGAGUACCAGCACGGAAGGUAAGCAAUGUAAUGCAUUGGCCAACGGCAGCAGCAAAACACAUUUUAUUAUACCUAAAAUAAUUACCCACCAUAAGAUGUAUUAUGAUUUUCAGCGUAUACUAUAUUUAGAAUAUUUUCACUGCUUUUCAUUGUCGUCAGACAGCUCUCCGCUACAAGGAACUAAAGCCUCUAUAUCCAUCUUUGAUGAUAAUAAUAAUAAUAAUAAUAAUCUAUAGUCUCUUUAAAGCCAUCUGACCUUGACAAGUAAUUUGACCUUGUUGGUAUUUUAAAAGGUAAGUUUGGAUUCACCAAAGUCACACAAUAUAAUUAACACAGUCAUCGAAAUCAAGGCAGCGAUAAACCAGCAACUCCACUGUCCUGCAAGGUAAAAUAACUUGUUGAGUAAGUCAUGGUUUUUCCCUGUACCUGCUCCCCCUGGGCGCUAUCAUUAAGAAAUAGGGUGUCUCAUUUCAUUUUUAUGCAGAUGACUCGCAAAUCUACAUGCCCCUGAAAAUAAAUGACCCAAACCCUCAGCAACGCCUGUCUGACUGUCUGCAGGACAUCAGAGCCUGGAUGGCCUUGAACUUUUUAAAAUUCAAUGAAAAAAAGACAGGUCAUAAUAUUUGGACCCAGUGGUGGCCCCAAUGCCCGGCCUGUGCUGGAUUCUCUUGUCCCAUAUGUGAAACCCAUUGUCACAAACCUGGGUGUACGGAUUGAUCGUGAUUUUAAACUAGACAAACAGAUUAACUCUGUGGUCAAAUCCAGCUUCUUUCAGCUAAGACUUUUAGCAAAGGUCAAGCCUUUCCUUUCUUUUAAUGACUUUGAGAAGGUAAUACAUUGUUUUAUAUCCACUAAACUGGAUUACUGCAAUGCUCUGUAUAUUGGAGUAACCAAGGCUUCCUUGUCACGCCUACAGCUGGUCCAGAAUGCUGCUGCGCGCCUCCUUACAAGGACAGGCAGGCGUGAACAUAUUACGCCUGUACUCGCCUCUUUACAUUGGCUACCAGUCUGUUUUAGAAUCCAAAUUAAAAUGUUACUGUUCGCAUCCAAGGCCCUAAACGGUUUAGCCCCACCGUACCUGGCAGAUCUUUUAAAACCAUACACACCAACACGGUCACUGAGGUCUGCUGACAGACUCCUUCUGGUAGUCCCUAAAUCAAGGUUGAAGCAGCGAGGAGACGGAGCCUUUGCUGUUGUAGCUCCAAAGUUAUGGAACGAAUUGCCCCUCCAGGUUAGACUUGCUCCAACUCUGCCUGUUUUUAAAUCUCGUUUAAAAACCCACUUCUUUUCCCUGGCAUUUACAGACCAGGUGACACUUGUGCUUUUACAUUUGGGUUUUUAUAUUACUAGUGUUUUGUAUUGUUUUUACGUCAUGUAGGAACGUUUCUCAGUCUGUGGCUUCUGAUCUGGUUUCAGUGUCUCGUGUUUUACAUUUGUUUCAUGUCCUGUCUGUUUUUAUGUAUUUAUACUAUGUUUUUAUACAGUUGUUGAUGUACAGCACUUUGUUCAACUCUGUUGUUUUUAAAUGUGCUAUAGAAAUAAAAUGGAUUGGAUUGGAUCAAAAGCACAUAGGCUUCAGUUUUCCAUUGAAAAGGAAGAGUCAAGGAAGGGCAGUUGAGGCCUAAAUUAUUAGCCCC
Molecule: messenger RNA, 3362 nt
Organism: Gymnodraco acuticeps
Lineage: Eukaryota; Metazoa; Chordata; Actinopteri; Perciformes; Bathydraconidae
Product: acyl-coenzyme A thioesterase 1-like
Exons: 5
Coding region: 351-1460 (369 amino acids)
Biological process (GO): acyl-CoA metabolic process; fatty acid metabolic process
Molecular function (GO): fatty acyl-CoA hydrolase activity
Source: RefSeq, a predicted model, not a curated record